This is a messenger RNA of Eruca vesicaria subsp. sativa (arugula), 568 nucleotides long. Lineage: Eukaryota; Viridiplantae; Streptophyta; Magnoliopsida; Brassicales; Brassicaceae. The record is from the annotation of a GenBank genome assembly.
CACAGACCUCUUUAAUCCUUAUUUGUUCAGUAAUCACGUCUAUGUCUUCCUCUUCUUCUCGGAGCUAACAAGAAGAAAACAUAGUAAGUUCGUAUAUCUGUGACAAUGGAGAACAACAAAGAGGUGAAAGACAUAGCUGAGCAUAAAGAGCAGCAUCACGCCGAAGCUCCUCCGCCCCAAGAGUAUCAUCCAAAUCGAGCUGAUAACCCCCUGCAACCGCCUCAGUCACAGCAGUUACCACCAGCGUGUGGAGCGAUGGAGGGAAAAGAAGGAGAGAGUAACGUAAUACCAGAAACGGAAGAAGACGAUUGCUGCUGUUGUGGGCCUCGUUGUGUUUAUAGAGUGAUAAUGGAGGAUCACGAUGAAUGCUGCUGCACCGUCCUAUGUGUCCUUAUGUGCGUGUUCAUCGUCUUAUGUGUCGGAAACGGUUGUAGAGAUUCUUUCUAUUAGGCAUGUACUUAUAUGCAAAUAAAAAAGAAGACAUUUCUUUUGUUCAAAAAUGUCUUAUGUAUGCUGUCGUCUUGUUGAUUCCACUUCGAAUAAUGAUUUUAUAUCUUAUGGAUUUUCG